This is a messenger RNA of Dendroctonus ponderosae (mountain pine beetle), 557 nucleotides long. RefSeq names its product histidine-rich glycoprotein-like. The record is from RefSeq and is a predicted model, not a curated record. The transcript has 2 exons. Lineage: Eukaryota; Metazoa; Arthropoda; Insecta; Coleoptera; Curculionidae. Bases 34 to 378 code for a protein of 114 amino acids.
UUAGUCAUAUCACAUGAAAACAAACGUUGCACAAUGAGUUACCCUUUCCACCAUCACCAUCACGGGCCUGGUUCUAAUAGUCUAGUGAAGGAGAUAAUUCAUGAAAUGAUCCGGCCACACCAUGGCCCACCUCCACCUCCACCUCCAUAUCAUCACUACGGCCCACCGCCACCUCCUCCUCACCAUCACUACGGCCCACCGCCACCUCCUCCUCCUCACCAUCACUAUGGGCCGCCUCCACAUCAUUUCCAUGGACCUCCGCCGCCUCCGCCACAUCACCACCAUGGACCACCGCAUCAUUUUCAUGGCCCUCCGCCUCCAUGCGGCCAUCAUUCCCAAUUUUAUGGAUGCAGCCACUGUGAUGGUUGGAGGUGGUAGCUGUAGGAAUCAAGAUGAUUUAUUUGGAAAUAUACUAUUUUAUUAUUAAGAGAAAUCGGCUGUGAGGGUUGGCGGUUGUUGAUGGCCAGGACUUUUGGAAGCUGAGGAAAUACCUUAUAUGGAUUAGAAUAUAAGCGAUGCAUGUUCAAGUGAAAUAGACUGUCUGUUUUUUAUUUGUU